Molecule: messenger RNA, 1533 nt
Organism: Acanthisitta chloris (rifleman)
Lineage: Eukaryota; Metazoa; Chordata; Aves; Passeriformes; Acanthisittidae
Gene: DMP1
Product: dentin matrix acidic phosphoprotein 1
Exons: 5
Coding region: 1-1533 (510 amino acids)
Source: RefSeq, a predicted model, not a curated record
AUGAGGACUGUGUUCCUGCUGCUGCUCCUCUGGGCCGUGGCCUGUGCUCACCCUGUACCUGGUCGUGAGCCCACCUACCCCAGUGCCCAGCAGAAGGACACAGCAAAUGAAGAUUACAUCAACGUCCUAGAUGGUGGAGAAGGCAGACAUGCUCCUGCCAGUGCAGAGAGGGGGGACAAUGCCCUUGCCAGGGACCUGGUGGGUGGGAAUGACGUGGAUGAGGAGCUGGGCAAGUACAGUGGCCGAGACAAGGGAGACCCAGUUGGGCAGGCUCAGCAUGUGAACCAGGUGGACCACGAGGACAUGAGUGCCCACAAUAGGAACGACCUUGGUUUCCUGGAGGAGGAUGCACGUGAUGAUGGUGACAACAGAGAGCACUACAGCCCUGGAGUCCAUGGGCUUCCCUCCCAUGCUGGUGGGUUCCUGGACGAGGAGGAUGACAGUGGGGAUGACACCUUUGAUGAGAAUGGGGAAGAGGAGCGGGGCGAAGGUCCCACGUACGUGGCUGGUGCUGAUGGGGCAGGGCACGGUGACAGCAGCAGCAGCAGCAGCAGUGAGAGCGUCGGGGCAGAUCACUGGAGGUACAGGAGCUACCCUGGCAGCCGCUAUGAGCCGACCUACAGGCAGGGAGGGGCCAGCAGCAGCAGUCAGGAGGAGGAGAGCUAUGACUUUGAGGAUGAAGCCAUGCAGGGUGAUGACCCCUCUGUCUUUGAUGGCCUGGGCAGCAGCUACAAGGUGCGCUAUGCUGGCCCCCGUGCCAUGGGGAGCAGCAGAGAGGGUGUCCAGGAGGCUGGAUCCCACCACUGGGAGGAGGGGGAUAGUAGGUCCCCAGAGGUGGAGGAUUCUGGGGAAGACAGCCCAUCCGUGGAGGACAACAGUCAGUCAGAAGAGCCUGUGGACAGCCAGUCAGAGGAAGAAAGCUCCAGCCGCUCCAGGGAGGAUGGGGAUGGGGAGGACAGCCCCUCCAGGGAGGAUGAGGACAGCAAGUCCAGGGAGAGCACCGAGGACCAGUCAGAUGAAGAGCCAAGAGAGUCCCCAGAGGUGGUGAACACACUGAACCAGCACAGCUGGAACUGGGAAGGGCAGGAGGACCGGGAGUCUGCUGAGGACAGGAGUGUGCUGUCCACGCCUGACAGCGAGUCUGGGGAAGAAGAGGGUGAGCAGAGCAAGUCUAGGGAAGAUGAUGAUGCCCAGAGCCAGUCCACAGAGGAGUCGAGGGAGGACGAGAAUGACUCUGACUCCGAGCCGAGCACAUCAGCCGAGAGCCAAAGCGCGUCCCCAGAGGACGACAGCAGCCCGGAGGACAACACGGGUGAGGACAGCAGGUCCACAGAGAGUGCCGACAGUGAGUCCCAGGAGGAUGGUGGUGAGGACAGCCCCUCGCAGGAGGAUGCCACCAGGGAGUCCAGCAGCCACGGGGACGACAACUCUCUGCAGAGCCUGGGCAGCGCGAGCCGCCGGCGCCGCCCGGGAGCCUUGCGCAGCAAACCUGCUGCUGACUACGACGACAACGACUGCCAGGACGGGUACUGA